Messenger RNA from Ostertagia ostertagi, 648 nucleotides. NCBI's taxonomy places the organism in Eukaryota, Metazoa, Nematoda, Chromadorea, Rhabditida, Trichostrongylidae. The record is from the annotation of a GenBank genome assembly.
AUGCUUUCUGACAGAAUCUCCGAUGCAUAUAAGGCCGUCAGGAAGCAGCCUCAGACAGCGCUGAAGGAAGGAGUUGGCUACGCCACUAGGAUUUCCUACGAUGAACAGAUGAAGUCACAGAGAAUGCAUGGCGCGGAUGCAGACACCGGAGUCAUACCAACGAAAUGGCAAAGAAUCUGUCUAGUGAUGGGAUUCUUUCGCAAAGUUUUCAUGACCGCUGCAGGUAUUCACGACGAGAAGCAGGAACACCGUAAGGGGACCUAUGAGUGGAAGAAAGAAAAUCUGACUUCUGAACAAAUGAAACGGACAAUGGAUAAUCAAGGAAGAUUUAGUGGGAUCCCCGCUAUUCCAUCUGACAUUGGCUAUAGCAGUGGGAAGGAUAUAGAAGGAAAGAAGAAAAGUGGUGUUAUUUCUCAAGCGACGAGCAAUCCUGGAGUAAUUCUGGGAAUGGGUCUUACUUGUCUCGCCUUGCUUGGCAUGUUCAAGUCUUCCUUCAUUGGGGACAAACUGGCCGCGCAGAAGUAUAUGCGGUACAGAAUUAUGGCCCAGUUCUUUACCGUGACAGCUCUUGUCGCAGGAGUUACCAUUUUUGGUGCCACCUAUGAAGAUGAGGAUGUCAAGCAGAAGAAAGCAGUUGCUGUUAGCUAA